Dioscorea cayenensis subsp. rotundata (Guinea yam) is the source of this 1942-nucleotide messenger RNA. RefSeq names its product protein DGS1, mitochondrial. The record is from RefSeq and is a predicted model, not a curated record. Bases 48 to 1850 code for a protein of 600 amino acids. The transcript has 14 exons. Lineage: Eukaryota; Viridiplantae; Streptophyta; Magnoliopsida; Dioscoreales; Dioscoreaceae. Gene Ontology annotation, cellular component: mitochondrial outer membrane.
UGGCCCCCGCGUUUGAGGCCGCCAGUCGGAGAGGAGAAGCAUCGUCAAUGGCGUCGUCACCGCCGGAGAUCCCCAGCGAGGAGCCCACCGGCGCUAAAGCCCUAAUCCACUCCUACUCCAAUCGCAUCUGGAGGUCUCUCCUCGGCUUCUUCCCAUCCCCCGACUCCAGCUUUCUCGCGAAGAUCUCCAAUCUUUAUCCCCGCUCCCAGUCCUCACGAUCUCGCCCGCUGAGAUCCGGUCUUCCCCUUCCUCUACAUGCCAACGCUGUUCGAUCUCAUUUGAUUGCAUCUGAAGAGUCGAAAGCUUUUAUUGUAUUGGAAGAUAUCAUGGAACACAGCUUAUCGAGUUUGCAUGUUAUUCACAAGAGUUUGCUGUUCUGGCAGUCUCUUGCAGAGGGAACAAAGACGCAGAAAGUUUGCUUCAUGAUUUUUAGAAGAGGUCCCAAGGCCUUGGUUAAUGAGACAUGCAAGAUGUUGAGCACCUUGAGAACAAGUGGCUCUCCAAUCCCACAUGUGUAUCAUUCGGCGGCAGAGACUAUAUCGCAAAGAAUAUCUAUAUUGACUAGUUUACAAUGUUGUCUAGCUAAUUUUCUUGCAGAGGUUUAUUUGGAGGUUAACAAAUAUAAGGAUGUGCUGGCUGAGAAUUCAGAGAAGUCAUUACCCUCACUAUUGAUUGCCAUCAACCGACUGUUUUCAAAAUUAGAAGCUUCAAUUAGCCAUCCACCAGAAAUUUACAAGAGUGAUAGUUCCUUCUCUAAGGAUGGAGAUAAAUCAUGUGCAGUUGUUUUCGAAAAAUUACCGGAUGUAGAUGAAGAAUUUUCACAGUGGACUGAUACUGAGAUAAGGGAUGCUACAAACAUGAUCUAUCAAAAUCUUCAAAAAUUAGAUGCAUAUCUUUCUUUUGUGCUCUCUCACAGUCAGAAGCCGGGGAAACUGACUUUAUACUGGUUACGGUAUACAUGUGGAGCUGUUGGCUUGUCUAUAUGUUCAGCAUGGCUCUUACGCCAUAGUAGUUUGAUGGGAAGUUCUGAUAUUGACAAUUGGAUCCGUGAGACAAAGGAAUCAACAGCUGGAUUUUGGAAUGACCAUGUGGAGCAACCACUCCUAGCAAUCAGAGAUGAGCUAUUUGAGACUUUUAGAAGGAGGCACAAGGGUGUCAUGGAAGUUGAAGAGGUGCAGUUGACUGCAAAUUCUCUCCACAGGAUGCUGUUGGCCUUUGGUGAGCAAACAAAAGGUCAAAAGCUACCAGAGAACAUAGCAGACCAGGAACUCCUAGAAAUUGUGAUGUCCAGAUAUGAGAAGGAGGUGAUGCAUCCGCUUCAAAAUCUUCUCAGUGGGGAGCUUGCUCGUGCCAUGCUUAUUCAGAUUCAAAAGCUAAAACUCGACCUGGAGACGGCAAUGCUUGAACUGAAUCAGAUUCUCAGGGCAAAUGAAAUAAAUUUUGCUAUUCUGGCUGCUCUGCCUGCCUUUUUUCUUUCCCUUCUUCUGCUCAUGCUAGUAAGAACAUGGAUUCUGCAGGACAAAGGCGCAGAAGGUAAAGGAAGGAUUGCUCGUCUUCAAAGGAGACUUCUUGUUGUUGAAGUCGAGAAAAGGAUUAUGCAAUUCCAGACCUGUAUUGAUCAAGGAUUGGUGGAAGAAUCGAAAUGCAUGUUCGGAUUGCUGCUGUAUAGCUUGGAUCGAUUGUUCAAAGCGGUAGAGAGACACGCGAAAGAAACCGGUGAAUGGUUAAGUUUGAGACAAGAUAUUGUUGAUCUAGCCAAGCCAGAAUUGAAAACAGAGUACAAACUCGCUGUAACUUCUCGUUUGGGUGGAAUGUAUGACUGCCUGCUUCCUUCCUCCAAACGGCGCUAAAUUCAUCUUUGUUUUGUUUGUCACCUCAAAUUGAUGGCAAAAUUUUUGACUGAAAGACUCUUUUCUGUACUAGUAACUUAUUUUCCCCUUCA